ACCAAUUGAGGGCCGCUGUACCUACAAGAAGACGAGUAGAUGCGUUGCUUCAGGCAGAAUGUUGGUCUGCGCAGGGCGGACUAUGCCGCCUUGGGCACACGGUCGGUGACAAUGGUAAGGGCGCCUUUGUCCAGCAUCACCGCUCUUUCGCCGCUGAACCCUCGCCGCAGCUUGCUGCACACGUCGAGAGCCGCCAGCAUUUACCCCGCCGCCCCAGCUCGACUACCAAACAUCACCCCUCGACGAACACCUAAGCCCUCUCGACACACUCCAUUCGUUCCUGUACGGCACUGUUCCCACCGAAGAAACAUGUGCAGACACUUUGGCGCAGAGGAGCACUCCUCGACGGACAUUACGCAGGCGCGCGAGGUCCUGCCCACCAACGUCAAGCCCCUGCACUAUGACUUGACUCUCGAGCCAGACUUUGAGACGUUCACAUACGAGGGUACUGUGGUCAUCGACUUCGCCAGCUUAGACGUCGCCGAAGACAGCACCUCGAUAUCCUUAAACACAAACGACCUCAAGAUCCACUCGGCGAAAGUCACCGCGGAUGAGAAGACCAUCUCGAGCUCCCCGACUCUCUCCCACGAUGAAGACUCGCAGACGACCAAGGUCAGCUUCGACCAGACAAUCUCCACCGGGAGCAAGGCCAAGCUCACACUGGUCUUCACUGGAAACUUGAACGACAAUAUGGCGGGCUUCUAUCGCUCAUCGUUCAAGGCAGAGGACGGUUCGACCACAUACCUGGCGACGACGCAGAUGGAGCCCACUGAUGCUAGGCGGGCAUUCCCUUGCUUCGAUGAGCCUGCGUUGAAGGCAAAAUUCACCGUCACACUCAUCGCGGACGACAAGAUGACAUGCCUGAGCAACAUGGACGUGGCGUCUGAGAAGACGGUGGAUUCAAAGGUCACAGGCGGGAAGAGGAAGGCCGUCACUUUCAACCCCACGCCGCUCAUGUCGACAUACCUCUUGGCGUUCAUCAUCGGAGAGCUCAACUACAUCGAGACCAACAGCUUCCGAGUGCCUGUCAGAGUCUAUGCACCGAAGGACAAGGACAUUGAACACGGCCGCUUCUCGCUCGAGCUCGCUGCGAAGACCCUGGAGUUCUACGAGAAGACGUUCAACAGUGACUUCCCGCUGCCCAAGAUGGAUAUGAUUGCCAUUCCUGAUUUUAGCGCUGGCGCCAUGGAGAACUGGGGUCUAGUAACAUACCGCGUCGUGGACAUUCUCAUAGACGAGAAGGUCAGCGGUGCGUCUGUCAAGCAGCGGGUUGCAGAGACUGUGCAGCAUGAGCUUGCGCAUCAGUGGUUUGGCAACUUGGUGACCAUGGACUUCUGGGAUGGUUUGUGGCUGAACGAGGGUUUCGCGACAUGGAUGUCCUGGUACUCAUGCAACGUCUUCUACCCUGACUGGAAGGUCUGGGAAGGUUACGUUACGGACAACCUUGCUGGCGCUCUUUCACUCGAUUCGCUACGUAGCAGCCACCCCAUUGAAGUACCGGUCAAGCGCGCAGACGAGAUCAACCAAAUCUUCGAUGCCAUCUCAUACUCCAAGGGCUCCAGUGUCAUCCGCAUGAUUUCGAAGUAUCUUGGCGAGGACGUCUUCAUGGAAGGCAUUCGACGCUACCUAAAGAAGCACGCUUAUGGCAACACCCAGACGGGUGAUCUCUGGGCAGCCUUGGCUGAUGCUAGUGGUAAGGAUGUCGAGAAGGUCAUGGACAUUUGGACUAAGAAGGUCGGAUUCCCCGUGGUGACUGUCACCGAGGGCUCCGACUCCAUCCAUCUCAAACAGAACCGUUUCCUGCGGACCGCCGACGUCAAGCCAGAGGAAGAUCAGACCCUCUACCCGAUUUUUCUAGCUCUUCGAACCAAGGAGGGCGUCAACGAGGACGCCACGCUUUUCGAGCGGGAAGCCGACCUGAAGUUGAAGGACUUGGAUUUCUUCAAGCUCAACGCUGACCACUCCGGUCUCUACCGUACUUCCUACUCGCCAGAAAGACUGCGCAAACUUGGUCUUGCCGCCAAGGAGGGUCUUCUUACCGUUGAAGACAGAGCUGGCAUGAUUGCUGAUGCUGGCUCUUUGGCUGCGUCGGGUUAUCAGAAGACGUCGGGAAUCCUUUCGCUUCUUGACAGCUUCAAGAGUGAGUCUGAAUUCGUGGUUUGGCAAGAAAUCACUGGUCGCAUUGCUACGCUCCGCGGCGCAUGGAUGUUCGAGCCGCAAGAGGUCAAGGAUGCUCUCAAGAAGUUCCAGCUUGAUCUGUGCAGCGACAAGGCACACGAAUUGGGAUGGACUUUCAGUGAUGAGGAUGGACAUAUCGAGCAGCAGUUCAAGGCUAUGAUGUUUGGCGCCGUUGGUAUUUCCGGCGACGAGAAGAUCGUCAAGGCCUCUUUCGACAUGUUCAACAAGUUCAAGGCUGGCGACAAGUCGGCAAUCCAUCCCAACUUGCGUGGUAGCGUGUACGCCAUCGUCCUGUCCAGUGGUGGCACGGAAGAGUACGACGCUAUUGUUAACGAAGCCAUCCACGCUCCAACAGCUGAUGAGCGCAACACGGCUCUUCGAUCACUCGGUCGUGCCAAGUCCCCUGAGCUAAUCCAGCGCUCUCUGGCAUUCUCCAUCAGCAAGGACGUCAAGGCCCAGGACAUCUACCUUCCUCUAUCUGCUCUCCGAUCGCACCCAGAGGGCUGCAACGCGCUCUGGAAAUGGGUCAAGGAGAACUGGGAGGAACUCGAGAAGAGACUGCCUCCUAGCUUGAGCAUGUUGAGCUCCGUCGUUUCCAUCACGACUUCAAGCUUCACUCACCAGGAACACAUCGAGGACAUCAAGGCGUUCUUUGCUACAAAGAGCACCAAGGGAUUCGACAUGUCGCUGUCGCAGAGCCUCGAUGCGAUUAGCGCAAAGGCUGCCUGGAUUGAGCGGGACUCGGAAGACGUCAAGUCCUGGUUGAAGGAGCAAAAGUACUUGUAGUAGUUGAACACUCCACUCUCUGGCGAUGUGUGAUGCAUGCGCGUUCAUAAGAGUAUGUACAAUAUAAAUUCCGUCAAAGACGAGCAAGCAUUCCCUCAUACUAUGCAUUGAGU
Messenger RNA from Dothidotthia symphoricarpi CBS 119687, 3077 nucleotides. RefSeq lists its product as uncharacterized. Gene Ontology annotation, biological process: proteolysis; peptide catabolic process. Gene Ontology annotation, cellular component: cytoplasm. The transcript has 4 exons. Gene Ontology annotation, molecular function: metalloaminopeptidase activity; peptide binding; zinc ion binding. The record is from RefSeq and is a predicted model, not a curated record. Lineage: Eukaryota; Fungi; Ascomycota; Dothideomycetes; Pleosporales; Dothidotthiaceae. The coding region runs from base 40 to 2964 and encodes 974 amino acids.